Molecule: messenger RNA, 843 nt
Organism: Acanthosepion pharaonis
Lineage: Eukaryota; Metazoa; Mollusca; Cephalopoda; Sepiida; Sepiidae
Source: the annotation of a GenBank genome assembly
AUGCGUGUAGUGCGCAAACGAUUGCGGAGGUCGGACCGUAGGCGUGUUUUUGUGGGUGGAGCUAAGCGAAGAAUCUUUCGUGCUUUCCCAGCAGAAGUGCCGUCAUUUUUGCCGAAGGGCAUCGCAUCUAGACUGACAAUCGGAAAACAGUUGCUAAUACGAGCAAUUUUUUUCCGCUUUCUCUCUCUCUCUCUCUCUCUCUCUCUCACUCUCUCUACUUCUUACUUUCUCUUUCCUCGCUUUUCAUUUAUUUCUUUAUCUUUCCUUUCAUUCCCCCUCCCUGCAAAUACACGCAGGCAUUUAGGACUCAGAGAUCGAGAAUUUGCAAUUUGUAGCGCAUGCGUUGUUUUUAUCGAGACGAAACCGCACAUGCGCUAUCUAUCUAUAUAUCUAUCUAUCUAUCUAUCUAUCUACGUCUGUUCUAUAUUUAUCUAUCUUUACACCUACUUACCAAGUUAUGGUCUACCAAGUUUUUUCGCCUCCAGAAAAGUUCUAUCUAUCUAUCUAUCUAUCUAUCUAUCUAUCUAUCUAUCUAUCUAUCUUAGUCUUUUAAUAUCUAUCUAUCUAUCUAUCUAUCUAUCUCAGUCUGUUCAUAUUUAUCUAUCUAUUUCCGCCUGUUUAUUAAUUUUAAUAUCUAUCGAUCUAUCUGUCUGCCUGGCUAUCUAUCUAUCUAUCUAUCUAUCUAUCUAUCUAUCUAUCUAUCUAUCUCAGUCUGUUCAUCUUUAUCUAUUUAUUUCCGCCUGUUCAUUAUCUAUCUAUCUAUCUAUCUAUCUAUCUAUCGAUACAUACCAGGAGCAGUGGUUCAUAUGUGGCGGCAAUAUUCCAUGCAUGGACGAAUGGUAG